Messenger RNA from Penicillium chermesinum, 243 nucleotides. RefSeq lists its product as uncharacterized. Lineage: Eukaryota; Fungi; Ascomycota; Eurotiomycetes; Eurotiales; Aspergillaceae. Bases 1 to 243 code for a protein of 80 amino acids. The transcript is spliced from 2 exons. The record is from RefSeq and is a predicted model, not a curated record.
AUGGGCGAGGUCCUUGGUCUACAACAGCAGAAGACCAGCGCCGAACAAAAGUAUAUGGAGCGAGCGGAUGAGGCAGCUGGAAACGCCAAGCCGGUGAAUGCUCAUGGGGAACCGACUUGCGCGGCUGAGGAUCACACUUUCAUGGAGCAUAAACCUGGUGGCUCAGGGACAUUGCCCGGAUGGGAGACUAUGAAGAAUGUGCUUGGGGGGCACAAGUGGCGAGGCCAGUUAGGAAGCGGCUAG